AGGCGGAAUUUCCGGUACAGUAGUGACAGUGAUCCAACAUGGCGCUGACGUCGCUCGUCUGAGAGUGCACUUCAAACCGCUACAAGUUUAGCUAUUUUAGGUCGAUUUCGGUCGCGGGGAGUUCAGCGGCACAGUUCAGCGUUUGUAAACUGCAGAUAGGCGUUUUGGAAAUGAAGGGCAAGGAGCGAUCGCCGGUGAAGAAACGCUCCCGGGCGUUAGAUGAUAGAGACCGAGGAGGAAGCUACCCGAGCAGCAAGAAGUCCCUGUCGACGGUCGGCAGCAGCGCGGGCAACGGCUCUGCUCUGAGCGCCUCCUCGUCCAGAAGAAGUUUACACGGUGAUAAAAGAGACCUUAGGGAGUCAGACGGACAUAAUUCCUCCAGUCGGACCGGUAGCGGCUACGACUACGGACUUGUUUCGGGGAACAAGCCGCACGGUGUCGCUGACAUCUCCGCGGAAACGUCCAGGUCCGGUUCACGCAGCAACUCGCGGCCUCCGCCAAACCCAGAAAGUGAGUACAAAACUCUAAAAAUAAGUGAACUCGGCUCACAGUUAAACGACGAGGAGAUAGAGGACGGACUGUUUCAUGAGUUUAAGAAGUUUGGGGACGUGAGUGUUAAAAUUACCCGAGAAAACGACGAGAGGGUGGCGUUUGUGAACUUCAGGAGGCCCGACGACGCCCGGGCGGCGAAACACGCCCGCGGCAAACUGGUACUGUACGACCGGCCCCUGAAAAUAGAGACCAUCUACAUGAACCGACGGAGAAGUCGCUCACCGGUUUCUAAAGACAGUUUUCCCUCAGGACACAGACAUCUCCACUCUCAGAGAGCUCUGUCUCCCUCUGGUUUGGGCUACAGAGACUACCGGCUCCAGCAGCUGGCUCUGGGCCGCCUCCCUCCUCCUCCCCCACCGAUUCACCUCAGAGACCUGGAAAGAGACAGAGACUAUUCAGUGUACGAGGCCAGAAGUAGACCCCCGUUCAUCUCUGAAUGUGCUGUUUACCGUGAUGAUGACCUGCUGACCCAUGAGGACGACCAGAGGGCGAACAGGACGUUGUUUUUGGGCAACUUGGACAUCAGUGUGACAGAGAAUGACCUGAGGAGAGCCUUUGACAGGUUUGGAGUGAUCACAGAGGUGGACAUAAAGCGACCAGUGAGAGGCCAGAACAACACCUAUGGGUUCAUCAAGUUUGAGAACCUUGACAUGGCUCAUCGUGCCAAAGUUGCCAUGACAGGGAAAGUGGUGGGCCACAACCCAAUUAAAAUUGGAUAUGGUAAACCUACACCCACGACCAGGCUGUGGGUGGGGGGCCUCGGACCCUGGGUUCCACUUGCCGCGCUGGCUAAAGAGUUUGACCGCUUUGGCACCAUAAGAACUAUAGACUACAGGAAGGGUGAGGCGUGGGCGUACAUCCAGUAUGAAAGCUUGGAUGCUGCACAGGCUGCAUGCAGUCAUAUGAGAGGCUUCCCUCUCGGUGGCCCUGACAGGAGACUCAGAGUGGACUUUGCAGAGACAGAGCAUCGCUACCAGCAGCAGCAGUACAUGCAGCUUCCUCUCCCCCUGCCACACUAUGAUUUGGUCUCCGAGUCCUUUUCUCACCGCCUUACUGACCCAGUGAGAGUGAGAGAGCGGUCCCCUCCACUUCCCAGUCGCUACAGAGACAGGGAUCUCUACUCCACAGCUGAAUGGGCUGGCCUUAGUGUUCACGAGAGGAUGCGAGAAGCAGGCUUUGACCCCAUAGACCGUCUGGAGAGGCGUUCUGGUGAGAGCUGGUCGAUAGAACGUGAGCGUGAGUUGCAAAGCAGAGAUCUAAGCCGCAAAAGGAGACAUUUAGAUGAUGGCUGGCGGCCGGAACGCUCACCUGACAGCAACGACUUUAGUAAGCGGCGUCAUGGCAACUCAUUAGAGCACAGCCCUGGAGGAAGCAGCCGGGAUGGGGGGCGCUACAGUGACCCUGAGCGUCUGUCUCGCUCUAGCAGAACCUCCCCCGGCAGAGAGCGGCCGAGCAGCCAUGACACUGGACGUGCAGACAAAAGAAGAAGAACACUUAGCCCAUCUGAGCCAGGCUCUGAGAGGGACCGCAAACGCAAAGCCAGUGACUUAUCCAAGAGCCCAACGAGGAAGGAGGAGAGUUCAGAACGUCCUACCCCCUCCUCUAACUCCUCUUCCUCCAAGUCUGGCCAGCAGUCCACAGGGGGGGAGAAACUGACUCAGACUUGGCAGGGGGUCCUCCUCCUGAAAAAUAGCAGCUUUCCCACCGUGCUGCACCUGCUGGAAGGGGACAUGAAGGUGGCUACCGGUCUGCUGGUGGAGGGAUCCACAGGGGGGCCAGUGUCCCAGCUGAAGAUCAGCCAACGCCUGCGUCUGGACCAGCCGAAGCUGGAUGAAGUCUCCCGUCGCAUCAAAGCCGCCAGCUCCAGUGGAUACUCCAUCCUCCUGGCCGUGCCCGGGAAAUGUGAGGAGAGCGGAGUCCAGGAUGCCAGCAGCUCCACCGAAAGACCACUGAAGAACCUGGUUUCCUACUUAAAGCAGAAGGAGGCGGCUGGCAUCAUCAGCCUCCCUGUGGGGGGAAGCCACGACAAGGACCAAGGAGGAGUUCUUCACGCUUUCCCCCCAUGUGAGUUCUCCAAGCAGUUUGUGGAUUCCUCUGCCAAAGCUUUUGCCAAAUCAGAGGACGACUACUUGGUGAUGGUCAUUAUCAGAGGAGCGACAUGAAAAAUGUGCAAAUUAUACAUGUCUGUCUUUACAUUCAUCAGCUGUUAAAUUGUAAGGUGUUAAAAACAGGAAGAAGUCAUGAUAACAAAGCAGUAUAGGAUGAAAUGACAGGGUGUUUACUUUGAGUUCCCCAGCCUGCGUGGUGGCUCAUAUUUCCAUCUUUUGAAGUUUUUUUUUUUUUUUUUUUUUUUUUUUAGAAAUGAAAAUCAUGCUGAAAUAUAUACAUUUUGAUAAGUUGAUGGAUUUGAUGAAAUAAUAGAGGGAACAUGUUGCCUUCUGCUGAUGAGAUAAAUGCACAUUACUUGAAGGGUUCUAAAACUCAUUGAGAGCAAACGACAGUUCUGUGAGCUAUAUGUUGCCUUAUCUCAUUUAAUAAGAAUCACCGUUGAUUUGUAUUGUUUCAUACAUCCUGCCUAUUGCAGAAAAGAAAUUUAAAAUCCUGAAGCAAGCAUUUCACCUUCAUUUUAUGUACCUGACAUAGAUUUAAUUGGUCAAUUUCAACAACACUGUAGUACGAUUAAGGUAUUGGUACUGUCAGGCUAUGAAGGAAUUUAAUCAAACUCAUGUACAUUUUGAUUUUCUCUUUUGAUUCAGGAAUUAUAUCCAUUUGCUCAUUCAUAACUGUAUUCCAGAUGUGCAUAUGUAUGAGUUUUUGCAGACAAUGUAGACAUUUUUAACGCUUUGCAUUUCAAAGGUUCGUUUCAGCAGCUUUUUUAUUUUUUUGCCAGUUGGACCAGUCAUGCUCAAAGCUGCAUAAAAACAUAAAAAAAACUUGGCAAUUCUGUAGACACAAACUUUGUAUUAGUUCUGCUGGCAUCUGGCUUUACACAGACGUGUUCAUAUGUAGUGCUAAAAUACAUACCAGCACUGAGAGUUAACGUAUAAUUGACAUCCUCAUUAACACUCUUUUCUGGGCCACAUGUGGCUUGGCACAGUUUUUAGUGUGUUCUCACUAAACACUGGUACCAGUUGCACCAAUUUGUAGAGGAUGGACAUAAGCAGCAAUUUCUGUGUGUUUUUCUUAUUCCAAGGUGUAUCAGGGCUGCAUCAUAUUGCAUGAUCUUAUAAAGCAGCAGAACACAGCGAAAUUGUCUCAUAAAUGCCAAGGUGAAAUCCAAAAAUAGCUUUGUUUGGUCGGACCAAGAGUCCAAAACCUAAAGAGAUGUGUUUUUUAUAGAAAAAUUGAACCGUCAGAAUGCAUCUUUGUUCUUUUGAAGAGCAGCUUGAUAUGUUCUGCUUUAAUACUUUUACCACUGAUUUAAGUACCCUCCUUUCAGACUUAGUCCACACAUUGACAGUUGUUUUUAAGCAGUGUUUUUUUCUCUGUUGUUCUUAACCCCCCACCCCACCUGAAAAUGCAAAAACAUACCUGAAGUGUAGUCAAAAGCAUGCCAGACCAACAGGAAGCUGUGUAGACUUAAAGCCAAUUUGAAGCUCAAGAAAUUCAAAUCAAAACUGUAUCUGUGACCAAAACACAUAGAAAAAGCUGCGUUUUAAAUAAUACUCAUUUGUGGACAGGACAGUCUUAACAGAAUUUUGCAGAGAUGUGUGUUGUAGGGCUGUUAAUCUGAAUAUGUGUUACAGCUUUGCUUUUUGUGUCCAUCCUUUCUCUAUUGUUUCUUUGUCAUAUUGAGUUUGGUUGAACAGUUUUUGAUCGAUCACAUGCUUCUAUUAUGUCAUAAUCCGGUAAUUACUGCCCCAACAAGGCAUGCAUUGUUAAAAUAAUGUAACCUAUAAAUGAAGCCAUGCACAUCUGUUUUACCUGAUCAGGAGUUAAGUAGAAAUUGUUGCUGCACCAGGAGUGGACUGAUGCGAUACAAACCUCAGAGGAAAUGAGGAGAGAAGGCUGCUCACCAGUGGCCUUACAUGCCUUCCUCUGAAAAGACUCUAAUGAUUGUUUUUCAUGCUUUGAUUUGAGUACUGUGUUUCAAAUGGUAACGGAAUGAUUUGUGCUGUAUACUCAGGAUAUCUGGAGAGAGAAAUGGAGAACAUCAGUGAUCGUGGGCCUAAGAAGUAUACCUAACUGUCAGAAAAACACACAAGUGCAGCAUGCACUUGAUAGAUCUUGUCUUAAUAAAUUUUCUCUUUCGUGGGAAACACAAGUGCCUCGGAAGACAACUUUUGUGACCUUUUCUGUUCUUGGAAUUGUCUAUCAAACUCUAAAGGCUUUCACUUUGACAGCAGGAGCCUUCUCAGCAGAAAGGAGAGGAAGUGUGGAGUCACGGGAAGCCUCUCAGUUCUGUGUUUUCAUGUUGCUCAACAUUUGUGCAGUGACCUCUUUGUGAAGAGCUUUUCAUGUGACCUUGAGUCAAAUUGAAAUUUGGCAAUACUAGAAAUACGUUUCCAGCCCAUCUGCAAAGGCAAAUCUAGAGUCACAGCCUCCCCAGGUAUGUGGCUUACUCCUCGGUCACCUCCGUUUGUGCAGAGGUGUCGCUGAGAACCAGCAGAGGGCUCGACUGAACCGCCGAGUUCUUCCACACCGGGGGUCGCCUCCAUCAGACAACGUCUCAGCAGGAGCACGGCAGCGUUUGAUGGCCCUGGGCGUCUCUUUCAUCUGGUUCCAGCAGCUCACUGGUGCAAAGUGUGUCGAUUCAGCGUCUGCAGCAGCUUGAGAAGGAGCAGUUUUCAUGUGUGUAGUUGCAUUUUGUUCUGGCAUUGGAGUUUUGAAGAAGAGGAGGCGAAGGUUUGAGACAGUGAGACAGCAUCUGCUUUACUUGCCAAAAAUUGGAAAGGAAGCACGGCAGAAGAGAAAAGAUUUCCCGUAGAGUCCUGUGCAGGGAAUCCUAAUCUGUAGUUGAGAUGUUGAUCAGAUUUCUGUACUUUUGAAAAGAUUUUGUGCCAAACUGCUUGUGAAAGCAAAGUGUCCUGCUGUCAGAAGCUGCUGCAGGAUGUAUCUCAUCAUCACAGUGCUGCUGCUGCUCACCGCUGCUGCUCACCGCUGCUGCUCUCCAAACAAAAAAGGACCGGAGCGGCUACUCUGCAGCCUCUGAUGUCCACAAGGUGCCGCGGCUUCCACUGGAGGUUUCCUGGAGUUGUCUGUGAGUCUCCCUCUGGCUGUACCUGCUUCUGUUCCACAGGUAAUGUAUGGAGAUGACCUCACCAACAAGACAGGGUACGUAUUGUAAUGCUGCAAACUACCAUUCACACACUAUGGCCUACUUAGAAGUUGGUACAGGUGAACGUGACAAAAAGAUUGGCUAAAAAUGUCUGUAUUUACAAGCUCGCAGAAAAUAUCAAAUAGUUCAUUUUAAUACAGUUUGUUUUUGACUGUGAGAGAGAAAAAUAUUUGAGAUUGUGUCUCAAAUAUUAAGUUUUAUCAGCAAAAGUCAACUUUUGACUCCUUUUUACUGGUCAAGUUUUCCUGUUUGAUAUAUAUUGUCAUCACCAGCAAAUCAGCCAUCAGUGACUAAUUCAACAAAAAAGGCAGCUACACAAUGAGUCAGUGGUGGACAAAGUAUUCAGACUAUGUAAAAUGAGGAAUACCACAUUGUGAAAAUAUCCUUAAUUCUAAAACCGUUAAACCGGCACCAUGAUUACAUUUCAAGAGUAAAAGUACCUAUAAUGCAGAUUAGCCCUUCCACCUGUGAAUGUGAGUGAUUAUUACUGAUGCACUGACAUGUAAGCAGCAUUUAAUGUAGCCGUUUGGUGAGCUGCUGGUUUCUGUGACUUUCUAAACUGUUGGUGAAUGUAAACAGUAACACCGAAUUCGACAAACUUUACUGUGUACAAUUCUAAUCUGCAAAUUUAUUGUACCUGUUAGAUAAAUAUACUUAAGUUUAAAACUAAAGUGUAAAUUGGCAGGGAAUUGAAGUAGAAGUACUUCAAGUUUAUGGUGACAAACAGUAAGUAGGCACUAAAUUUCCUCCACUGGUCGUAGGUGAAAGUCAAUCAGCAGAGAUCUGAUAAUUGACUGUUAUCACUGUCAGCCCUGAAACACAAAAGGAACCUCAUUUAUUAACAACAGGCCCAAUAGGGUCUGCAUCAGUCGCUGACACAUUAGCUGCUAACACCAACCGUUCAUCACACAGUCAGGUAUCCAGCAUCUAGGAACACUGCACAAGUAAGCAGAAACACAUGGGGUGAAGUUAAAAAUACAAGACGAUAACUUUAUUUAUUAGGGAGUUCUUGAAACUAUUCAGUUUCCCAAACUUUUCAGUCUGUUGCUCCAGAAUAAUGGUGCCAGAGACUUGAAAACCCACUAAAGUGGAGGAGACUGAGGUAUACAUAUCUGUAGAUGCACACAACAUGGGCAACCAAACAACCAUUAUAUUGAUUUAUAUUAACUUAAUAAAGACUGGUAGCAGAACACAUCAAAGCAAUUUGUAUGUAUAAACUGUGGCACUGAGUAAACAUGCAGUGUGGAGGUGUGGCAGACUCAGGUGGCAUUUUGUCUGACGCCCAAACUUAUAGUUUUAUGUUCAAUAAAACUAAAAGGAUAGCUAGGCCCUAUGCUUGUCAGUCUGAUCUGGGUUUGAUUUUGGAGCUUUACAUUGACCUGUACCAACUGAUGCUGUCUUUAAUCUGUCAUAACCACCUCAUUGGGCACGUAGGAACACAGAAAAGCUGAAUGCUGAUGACAUAUUUUCUUGCUUUUGCAUGGUUUCAUUUGAAAUUUACCGUGUUUUACCUUUUAUAACAGUUAUGGAUAGAUUAUGCUUUUUAAAGAUCAUUUUUGAAUAUAAUGCUUUCUGGAAAUCAUUUUGUGUUGCCACUAUAGAGUCUCACAAUUCUCCAUAGGGUCAUGACCCUAAGCUGGCAGUCUGAAAAAAGCUAUUUCAUUCCAGAAAAUAAAAUAUUUCUUCCUCUUAAUUGCACUAGGAGAAGAGGUUGGGACUGAAAAUGUCGACAUUUUCACUGGGGACAGAAUAGGUUCAGGUGCCCUACAGUAUAAUCACUAGUCAUGGUGGCUGUUAACAGACAGUGGAAUUAUCUCAUUUGAAUAAUGAAAGUGGGAGCAUACACUGUGUGUCAGAUAUGUAAAGUUGGUGUUGUAAAGGUUGGAUUUGUAUUGCUGAGGAGGUAUUGAGAGCUCAGAUUUCUGCUGUGUGAAAGUUAAAGAGAAAGGUCUCUAAGGAAUGAUGUUAUUUGGAUAUUUCUCAGAAGGAAUGCACAGAAACCCUGAAACUAAAAACAGGAACAUGAACUUGUGCUAAGGCUGGAAAAUGAGAUGAAUUACUAGAUGUGUUGAGUUUGUACCACAGGAUUAAAUGGAUUUCCUGCACCUGUCAGUAGUGCUUUAAAUACAACAUGAUCUCUCAGAAAAGUAGGAAAGCAGCGUUUACUUCACCGGCCUUAUUCCAGCUAUCAGUCAUAACAAGCUAAAAUAUGUCUCUCUCUCUGACCCCUCUUUCAGAAAAGCCACUUCAGAUUUCCGACAUGUUUUCACGCUGUUUAUAAUUGAAAUGUUGAGUUUUUCAGGUCAUCCACUCGACAUGGAGGUAAAGAAGAAAGAAAACAUCUCUGCAGUGUGACUGAAUGAGCUCUGUGGAGCUUCAGUAAACUCUGAAGUUAUGAAUCCACUUGAAAAAUUGUUGCUCAUUAAAGGAAUUCAUUAAACAACUAUGGGGAACUACUCUGGUGAGUACAAAUUAAAAAAACAAAACAAAUUUUUUUCACUCAUAUUUUUUUAAAUUGCCGUAUUUAUUGUAAACUGAGUUUGAAUAGAGCUUGAAUAAAGGCAGAUGUUUUUGAAGCACA
Acanthochromis polyacanthus (spiny chromis) is the source of this 8411-nucleotide messenger RNA. Its product is annotated as RNA-binding protein 15-like. The transcript has a single exon. Gene Ontology annotation, biological process: regulation of alternative mRNA splicing, via spliceosome. The coding region runs from base 171 to 2714 and encodes 847 amino acids. Lineage: Eukaryota; Metazoa; Chordata; Actinopteri; Pomacentridae. Gene Ontology annotation, cellular component: nucleus. Gene Ontology annotation, molecular function: mRNA binding. The record is from RefSeq and is a predicted model, not a curated record.